AUGACUAGUAACAAUGCUCAAAUAGACUCAACGAAAAUAACUGAAGGAUUAGAUGGAACUGAUUUAUGGAACCCAUUUGAUUCACGAUUUGUAUCAUACGUGAAAUCUUCUAUUCAACUGCACUGUGUUACUUCAAAAAGUUUAUUCAUGCAAAUUUUAGCUGGUUAUCACUUACAAUUAACACACCGCCCAACAAUAUUUAGUCGUAUAGUUGGCUUAUAUUCUAUACGUUUUGGCACGUUAGUAUCAAAUAUUGAAAUUUAUGUUGCUGUUAUGUUGAAAGCAUUUACACCAUCAUUACAAAUUAAUGAAAUAUUUGAUUUAAAAGGCUCGCCAAUUAAUAGACAAUUAGAAGGAACUCUAUCGUUAGAUAAAUUACAUAAAUUGAAAGAUCUGGAUUUUGUAAAUUUGUAUCCACACGGAAUACGUAUACCAUCGAAUAUCUAUCAACGAUUACAUAGAGAUAUAUCGAAUGAUGCUAGAGCUUUAAGAAAACUGAACAUAACCGAUUAUUCAGUAAUACGUGGCAUAACACAUAUCGAUGUGUCACAAGAUAAUUUUAUGCAAUGUCGACCGUCAGCUGGUAUAUCAGCACUAUGUUAUACAAUGAAUACUAUUGCAUUAUUAUGCAAACAGGAAAAUAACUCAGAACGUUUAAUAUAA
This is a messenger RNA of Rotaria socialis, 663 nucleotides long. The record is from the annotation of a GenBank genome assembly. NCBI's taxonomy places the organism in Eukaryota, Metazoa, Rotifera, Eurotatoria, Philodinida, Philodinidae.